UUUAGCAAAAAUGUAAUAUUGUUGUCGCGAUAGCAUGUGGAUAACUCAGGCAAUGAACAAACUACCGCGAGAUAUUUGGUCCUUAAUUUUUGCUAUUCAUAAUCUCAGUACGCAUUGUAUCUGGCGUACUCUCCGUCGUUCAGGUGUGAAAUUACGUCGGCCAUAGUACGUAGGUAUGCGCUAGUGGUAAGAAGCGGAAUGUCGGGUUGUGAAUGAUCGGUUUCCAGAGCGGCAGCGAACGUCAACAUUAUGGCUCAACAAAAGAAUCUGGAGGGGUAUGUGGGCUUUGCUAGCCUUCCCAAUCAAGUGUACAGAAAAUCAGUGAAGAGAGGCUUUGAAUUCACCCUGAUGGUUGUGGGUGAAUCGGGAUUGGGCAAGUCCACGUUGAUCAACUCGCUGUUCCUAACAGAUUUGUACUCGUCAGAAUACCCUGGGCCUUCGCACAGAGUCAAAAAGACUGUACAGGUGGAACAAUCCAAAGUGUUAGUAAAGGAAGGUGGUGUCCAGCUCCUGCUCACAAUAGUCGACACCCCAGGAUUCGGCGACGCUGUGGACAAUAGCAACUGCUGGCAGCCGGUCAUCGACCACAUAGACAGCAAGUUUGAGGAUUUCCUCAACUGUGAGUCGCGGGUGAACAGACGAUUGAUGCCCGACAGCAGAGUGCAGUGCUGCCUCUACUUCAUCGCCCCCUCGGGACACGGACUGAAGCCUCUGGAUAUUGAGUUUAUGAAACGGUUGCAUGAGAAGGUGAACGUCAUCCCACUGAUCGCAAAAGCAGACACUCUCACCCCAGAGGAGUGCCAACGGUUCAAGAAGCAGAUCAUGCGGGAAAUCUUGGAGCACAAAAUCCAGAUCUACGAGUUCCCAGAGACGGACGAUGAGGAGGAGAACAAACUGGUGAAGAAGAUCAAGGACCGUCUGCCCCUGGCCGUGGUGGGUAGUAACACCAUCAUCGAGGUGAAUGGGAAGAGGACCAGAGGACGACAGUAUCCAUGGGGAGUGGCAGAAGUUGAGAACGGAGACCACUGUGAUUUCACCAUCCUACGAGACAUGCUCAUCAGAACCCAUAUGCAGGACCUGAAGGACGUGACCAAUAACGUCCACUAUGAGAACUACCGCAGCAGGAAGCUGGCGGCCGUCACCUACAACGGACAGGACAACAACAGGGUCAAGGGUCAACAGUCGACCAAACAUGACACAGGUGAAGGCAUGAGCCCCCUGGCUCAGAUGGAGGAGGAGCGGAGGGAGCACGUGGCCAAGAUGAAGAAGAUGGAGAUGGAAAUGGAACAGGUGUUUGAGAUGAAGGUCAAGGAGAAGAUCCAGAAGCUGAAAGAUUCUGAGGCUGAGCUCUCGAGGCGUCAUGAGCAGAUGAAGAAGAAUCUGGAGGCCCAGCACAAGGAGCUGGAGGAGAAGAGACGCCAGUUUGAGGAUGACCGGGCCAACUGGGAGACCAAUCAGCGCCUGGAGCAACAGAGACUGGAUGCCUCCAGGACUCUGGAAAAGAACAAAAAGAAGGGGAAGAUAUUUUAGAGACAGUCUGCAGAAACACCAAGUUGUACUUGUUGCCAACGUUGCCAGCUCGGACAUCCGUGUGUGGCACCAAACCAACACCAAAGCUCUUGUACAGCCCAGCUGGGUCUGCAUGUACUGUCACAAUGACCGGAAGAGAGCUGCCUGUGGACUUCUCCAAGGAAUGUGUUUACCUUAACGAAACUUACUGUCUUAGACAGGCCAAACCCAUAUAUAACUGAAUACUGCCCCCCCCCUUCCCCCCAAGGUUGCAUUGUCUAUUUAACAACUGAUGUCUACCGUUUAAUGCAGAGCAACAAAAAUAAUGAACUGUUGUACAAUCAUGUUUCAGUGGUUUUAUUUGUUUACAUGCACAAAAGAUCUUCCAUGAUGUGGAAAAGGCAUUUACAAAAUCCUUUUUGUUUAGUAAAGUGUAACAGAUAAACCUCAUACUGAACAGCUCCCCAUGCAAUGUAGCCUAACAUGAAACAACUGUCUCGUUCUCUCAACAGGAGUAACGGGAAAUCUAGAGGCUAAAAUGCACCUUGGGCUUUUUUUUAUGGCUAAAGCUUUUUCCAAAAUGUAACGCUUUCUUCUGUUUUUAGCAAAUUUCACUAGCCUUGGACCACCAUUAACUUCAUAAAUGUUAUAUUUCAGUUAGUUUAUUUUUAUAUAUACCGAGCCAGCUAAAGUAAUGUUUUUUUUUUUUGUAUGGAGAAUUCUUCUGAAGCUUUGACCAGUUUCUGGAGAGGAUUGACUGUUUAAAAUACAUUCAGUAGUCGUACAAAGAGCAAAAAAUAAAUAAAUGAAAGGAAUAUUUGUUACUCCACAUGUCAUCAGAUUAUGUGGGGAAAGGAAAGUCAACACCAUAUUUUGCUUUGGCUAUGUACUCAUCUGUAUUUUUUUUAUUUGUAUUGUACAAAGUCACUUAAUAAACAUGUGAUAGACUUGCAA
Messenger RNA from Salmo salar (Atlantic salmon), 2463 nucleotides. Its product is annotated as septin-7. The record is from RefSeq and is a predicted model, not a curated record. Gene Ontology annotation, cellular component: septin complex. NCBI's taxonomy places the organism in Eukaryota, Metazoa, Chordata, Actinopteri, Salmoniformes, Salmonidae. Gene Ontology annotation, molecular function: GTP binding.